AUGGGUUCACUACAAGAAACUACAUGGACCGGCACAGCCUACGUUCAAGGCAGAGCCUCAGCUAAACUCCUCGCAAGCAACCUCGAACUGAGCUUCUGGGGAGGCGUCGACCCUCAGACAAGCGAAGUUAUAGACCGCCAUCAUACACUAAGCGGGAAACAUCUCCAAAACACUAUCCUCGCUAUACCGGGAGGUCGAGGAUCAUGCACUGGAAGUGGAAUUAUGCUUGAGCUUCUUCUCAAUGGAAAAGCCCCUGAAGCAAUCAUAUUUGAAAGACGAGAAGACAUUCUUACUCUUGGUGUUAUGAUUGCUGAAGAAGUCUUUCAGCAGUCUAUUCCAGUGCUGGUGCUGAAGAAGGAAGAUUUCCGACAACUCCUCAAGCUAGAUGGACAAAUAAUUUAUGUGGACUAUGGCCAUAUUUCCACCGCCCCUAUCCUUUCAAAACACACAGACUCAGCCAGAGACCCCGAAAGUGGUCUCAUUCUCGAGACUGCACCCGCCCGCGAAGGUAUAAAGCUCUCGACCCUCGAUCAAGAACUUUUCAGGGGAGACUACGGCGAAGCAUCCCGCGUAGCAUUCCGCAUAGUCCUCCGCAUGGCUCAUCUACUCGGUGCUACACGUCUCAUGGACAUAACCCAAGUUCACGUCGACGGCUGUGUCUACACAGGUCCUGCAACACUCGCGCUCGCAGAAAGACUUCGUGACUGGGGUGGUAAAGUGCGCGUCCCAACAACACUCAACUCCAUCUCUGUCGAUCAAAAACGAUGGCGAGCUUUGGGAGUUGACACUGCUUUUGGAGAAGCGGCUGAUGCGCUGGGAAAGGCGUAUGUUGACAUGGGAGCGAAGCCAACUUAUACUUGCGCACCAUAUCAGCUUGAGAGUGCACCCAAAUUGGGUGAGCAGGUUGCUUGGGCGGAGAGCAAUGCUGUUGUCUAUUCGAAUAGUGUCUUGGGAGCCAGAACGAUGAAGUAUCCCGAUUUUCUCGAUAUAUCUAUUGCUUUGACGGGGAGGGCACCAAAAGGAGGGCCUCAUAUAUAUGCCAAUCGACUGGCUUCUGUCCGCGUCAAUGUUAGCGGGAUAGAGAAUAUCACGGACCUUGACGACUCGUUUCCUCCUCUCCUAGGCUACUAUGUUGGAACUCUAUCAACGAGUCGAAUUCCUGUACUGACAGGUCUUGAAUCAUACGGUCUAUCUACAGACGACUUGAAAGCCUUUGGCGCUGCUUUCGCAACUGUCUCAAGCGCUCCAAUGUUUCACAUUGUUGGCGUCACACCAGAAGCAACCACGCUCGAGGCUGUCGUUGCCUCUGAGCUCACCACUUUCGAAGUGAAGCCCAGUGAUCUAGUCAAUAGCUGGGAUAAACUCAACAGCGCACCAAUAAACCAGCCUCUCGAUCUAGUAUCUCUCGGUAACCCACACUUUUCGCUCCCCGAGAUGCGAAAGCUUGCAGAGUUAUGUCAAGGGCGGAGAAAAGCAGCGAAUGUUGCUGUUGUGGUUACUUGUGGACGAUCUAUAUACAAAUUAGCAGAGCAAGCAGGCUAUAUAAGCAAGCUUGAGGAGUUUGGAGUACAGGUUUUGACGGACACAUGCUGGUGCAUGAUUACAGAGCCUGUUAUACCACGGACAGCAAAGACCAUUAUGACGAAUUCGAGCAAGUAUGCUCAUUAUGGCCCAGGACUUACAGGGAAAGUAAUGUAUUUUGGGAGUUUGGCUGCGUGUGUUGAGGCUGCUUGUCAGGGGAGGUAUGAUGCUGGGAGACCGCGAUGGCUUCAACCUGAACCAGAUACACGACUUUAAACAAACUUUUGAUCAUUGUUCAUUAGAUUAUUUGAUGGUGGUCAAAGAUGCAGUUCUGUAACAUAGACCGACUGUUAUCUCUCCCUUGUCUUAGUGCGU
Molecule: messenger RNA, 1896 nt
Organism: Fusarium graminearum PH-1
Lineage: Eukaryota; Fungi; Ascomycota; Sordariomycetes; Hypocreales; Nectriaceae
Exons: 1
Coding region: 1-1797 (598 amino acids)
Source: RefSeq, a predicted model, not a curated record